AGUUGCAAAUCCUACACUGUUGGUGUUGCAAGUGUUGCUAAGAUACCAAACAACAAAAUGUCAUCGUCAUCCAACUACAAUACCAGUACUCCACCAUACAAUGGCAGGCUUGGUUACAAUGCAGGGUCGUCAUGGUGUUCUGCUACGUCAGACUCUUUUCCAUACCUACAAAUUAACCUGAACACACCUUAUGUCAUUUGUGGUGUGUCAACACAGGGUGACCACAUGUCCAACCAAUGGGUGCAGGCUUACUAUGUACAGACAUCAAGUGAUGGCAGGUCAUUCACUGACUACAAACAGAAUAACAUUGUUAAGGAAUUUGCUGGUAACAUCGAUCCCAACACAAUUGUUCAAAACCUGCUGUACGAGGGAACUGUUGGUCAGUACGUCCGCAUACGACCUAAGAGUCAUUAUGGAUCUACAAGCUGUAUGAGAACAGAACUGUAUGGUUUACCACAGACUACAGUUUGUUCAAGAAUUUCCACUGGUAUAUCGUCUCCAACUAUUGUUCCUGAUCACCGAUUUACUGCAAGUUCAUAUUAUAGUAGCGAUUUUGUACCAAGCAAUGCCAGGCUUAGGAAGAACAAUGUAGCCUGGGAACCUGCAAAGGGCAAACAACCUGGUUCCUGGCUGCACAUAGAUCUUGGUUCUGUGGUGUAUAUUUGUACGGUUGCAACUCAAGGGAAUGGCCAUUCUGCCAAUGAAUAUGUCAAGAAAUACAAGCUCAAAACAUCAAGUGAUAAUAUUAAUUGGAAAUAUUACCAGGAAAAAAAUGCAGACAAGAUAUUUACAGGGAAUACAAAUAAAAACGACAUCGUAACAAACACUCUGACAAUUCCAACUAGAGCUAAGUUUAUAAGAUUUUACCCUGUGGACUGGAAAGGUUAUGCAGCGAUGAGGGUUGAAAUCUAUGGUGUACCGUUAGCUUGCAAAAAACCAUUUGGUCUUGAAAAGGGUGGCAAGUUGGGGGAUAUCAAGAUAACGUCAUCAUCUACAGUAGACAAUUCCCAUGAUGCAUCUGAUGGACGUCUCUAUGGUAAUACAUCAUGGUGCAGUAGUACGUCAUCAAACUCAGAGUACAUACAGAUUGACUUUGGAAAGAUGGUUACACUGACUGGUAUAGCUACACAGGGUGACCACACCAUGGAUAAAUGGGUCAAGACUUACAUCAUCAAAUACAGUAUCAAUGGAAUCCAAUGGAAUGAUCACCGAGAAGACGGAAAUAGUGCCGAGAUCUUUCAAGGAAACAGUGACAGAAGUAGUAUUGCAGUCCGAUGGUUAAGUCACCCACUCACAGUAAGAUAUAUCAAAGUGCAUCCCCAGACCUGGAAUAAUGCAGUGUGUAUGAGAAUUGAAGUCUUUGGAUGCAACUAUCCUUCUGCUCCAGAGAUAACCGAACUGUCAAAUAAAAACCUUACAGCAUCAAGUGGUAGCUAUGUCGAGUUGACGUGCCAGGUAAAGGAACCAUUAAUUCAGUACAUUGAAUGGUAUUCUAAUGGUACUGAUGUAACAAGUCUUUCUGGUGGUAUAACGCGGGAUGUUACCUCUGUCAAGUCUGUGCUACGAGUAAACUAUACCAAUGCUAUUGAUUUAACCAGGAAAUACCAGUGUUUCAAUGAGGUAAAUAUUAUGGUAUGCCGACGGAACUACGUGUGUAAGUCAAAGUAUGGAAAACAGAAUAGUGAAGCAGAUUCUGUGAAAAGUGCGCAGGUCCAAGUUAUUCUUGACACGUGUCCUGUUCUUCCAUCGCCAUUGCUUUAUGUUUUUGCCAAGUCAGUGAUCGUUAUCUGGACUUAUCCCGUCAAUUCAUAUGUUAAAACUGUAAUGGUCAAGUACUGGAAUCAUCAAAUAACAAAGACUGUGAAUGCAUCGUAUCCUGCUACUAAUUUAACCACAACUGGUUUAUCACCUUGUACGUACUAUAAUGUGACUAUCAAGGCUGUCAGUGAACUGGGUAAUGGACCAUGGACUACAAUCAGGAAUUUCAGAACAGACUCGGAAUUACCAAAAGUUGCCCCCAGUGGUGUUAGUGCACGAGCGAAGACGUCUCAAAGCAUACUAGUUACAUGGAAGGUUCCCGCUGGAAUCAGUUGUUCUCCCAAUGGAUACAAAGUUGUCUUCACAACUGCACCAGGGCGACCUGGUCAAAGCGUUUUUGUCAGUGGUUUUCAAAACACAUCGUAUACGUUGACUAACCUGAAAAAGUGGACUGAAUAUUUCAUCCUUGUUCAAGUUCACAAUAAGAAAGGAGAUGGUCCACUAAGUACUGUUGUAAAGGAACGUACCUUGGAAGACGCACCUGAUGCAGCACCAGAUAAUUUCCAGGUAAGACCUAUCAACUCCACGAGUGUUCGUCUUUCCUGGAAUUUACCACCUGGAAAUCAGCAAAAUGGUAUUAUCAGGGGGUUUAAAGUUUAUUAUUACAAAGCGUUUGCCAUCUCCUGUCCUCCUGGGGAAAGUCCUCAGAUCAACAUUCUCUGGAACAAGACCUUUCAUUAUGUACUGGGAAAUCUCGCCACGAACACUGAGUAUACGUUCAAGAUACUGGCCUAUACCAUCAAAGACGGUCCUUACUCAAAGGAAAUCACACAAAAAAGAAACCAAAUUGCUGUCACCGAUGUGUCAUCAGGAAGAACGCUAAGUUAUAUUCUCGGUGCGAUAAUCGCGGUACUGAUUGCGAUCAUCAUCGCAUUGCUGUUUUACAUUCGACAAUUGAGAAAUCAUAUCAACGAUUCUCAAAGCAAAUCAAAGAGGUAUUAUAUAAAUACUACAUAAGAAAGAUAAAAACUGCGCAUGUAUGUCGUCAAACUAUAGUUUCAUCUGGUGAAUAAAACGAAAGAAUUCUACACUCUUGGCAGUGCGGAAAAUGCAUCGUUUUCCCCUAAAGAUGGAGCGAACAAAACGUCGAUAAGAACUCGCAUC
Exaiptasia diaphana is the source of this 2922-nucleotide messenger RNA. RefSeq lists its product as uncharacterized. Lineage: Eukaryota; Metazoa; Cnidaria; Anthozoa; Actiniaria; Aiptasiidae. Gene Ontology annotation, molecular function: protein binding. Bases 58 to 2775 code for a protein of 905 amino acids. The transcript is spliced from 14 exons. The record is from RefSeq and is a predicted model, not a curated record.